Messenger RNA from Cheilinus undulatus (humphead wrasse), 1646 nucleotides. It is a transcript of the gene jkamp, whose product is annotated as jnk1/mapk8 associated membrane protein. The record is from RefSeq and is a predicted model, not a curated record. The coding region runs from base 116 to 1039 and encodes 307 amino acids. The transcript is spliced from 7 exons. Gene Ontology annotation, cellular component: membrane. Gene Ontology annotation, biological process: response to unfolded protein. Gene Ontology annotation, molecular function: ubiquitin protein ligase binding. Lineage: Eukaryota; Metazoa; Chordata; Actinopteri; Labriformes; Labridae.
GAAAGGCAACUUCCGGUUCGAGCUGCGGUAUUUUCCUACGUUUCCGGCAACUGUUCGAAAUGCAAACACAUCACUGAAGAGAGUGAAACUGUUUCUGAACAACAUCUCCCUCAGAAUGGCUGUAGACAUGAGCUUACGCUGUCCAGGCCUGUACUGUGGGAGGAUCCUGGUGAACGGAUCAGUGGAGGGAGACUGUGGUGUUUGUCCUCGUGGAGAACGGGCCAACCAGCAGAAGGUGUGUGAACGCUGCACAGAGACCCCCGAGCUCUAUGACUGGCUCUAUCUGGGCUUCAUGGCCAUGCUGCCUCUGGUGCUGCACUGGUUCUUCAUCGAGUGGUACUCUGGGAAGAAGAGUUCCAGUGCUCUGCUGCAGCACAUCACAGCCAUGCUGGAGUGCAGCGUGUCCGCCGUGGUCACCCUGCUGGUCAUAGAGCCGGUGGGAAUGCUUAGUAUCCGCUCCUGUCGGGUCCAGAUGCUGUCAGACUGGUAUACGAUGCUGUACAACCCCAGCCCAGACUACGUGAACACGUUACACUGCACACAGGAGGCCGUGUACCCGCUCUACACCAUCGUGUUGAUCUACUACGCCUUCUGCUUGGUGCUGAUGAUGCUGCUGCGCCCCCUGCUGGUGAAGAAGAUCGCGUGUGGUCUGGGAAAGUCGGAUCGCUUUAAAAGCAUCUACGCUGCUUUGUACUUCUUCCCCAUCCUAACGGUGCUCCAAGCGGUGGGAGGAGGUCUGCUGUAUUAUGCCUUCCCCUACAUCAUCCUGGUCCUGUCUCUGGUCACGCUGGCGGUCUACAUGUCUGCAUCAGAGAUCCAGUCUUUUAAACACCUGGUUGCUAAGAAGAAGCGUCUGGUCGUCCUGUUCAGUCACUGGCUCCUCCACGCAUACGGCAUCAUCUCCAUCUCUCGACUGGACAAACUGGAGCAGGACCUGCCGCUGUUGGCUCUCGUCCCUGGCCCCGCCCUCUUCUACAUCGCCACGGCAAAGUUCACCGAACCGAGCCGGAUCCUGUCCGAAGGAGGCAACGGACACUGAGCCCUCGCCCCAAACGUUCAGUAAAAUGUAAGAAGGGAGCCAUCUGUGGACCUGCAGCAGUGUUACCACCAUCUUUAGGAGCGAUGCGGUCUAAAAAUACGAGCCGUGCCGGCCCACUGGACAUGAUUGGUGUUGCAGAAACCGUAAAGGUUUGACCUUUUUAGCUCAGUUUACCCUUCAUGUGGCUAAAUCUUACUUUAACUCUUACAAGUCCAAGUUGAAGGCUGCUCCUGAAAGUGUGUAACUCCUGUUUCUCUUUUCUGAGUAGAUCAUCUUUCCUUCAUUUCUAUCGUCGACACUAAAGAUUACCCAUAAGCUGCUUUCACACGAGCACAAAUCUCCUAAAAAGCUGUAAAUGCUCAGACUCUCACUACUUGUUGCGCCGAGGCUAAUAUCCAUUAAUGUAAAUGACUGUAAAUAUAUUUAAGCUUGUAAAUAUCACUGUGAUUGUGCUGAUGCACUCAAACUUCACUUUAUGAUUCACAACAGGAGCCAUGUUAACUGUACCUACUGUUAUGAGUGGACUUUGUAUUUAUUGUUCAGUCUUUGUGCAGUGAGCUCAGGCCUCAACUAUUUACCAGUUCUCUCUAUAAAUCUCUUCAACAUG